This is a messenger RNA of Mesorhabditis spiculigera, 936 nucleotides long. The record is from the annotation of a GenBank genome assembly. Lineage: Eukaryota; Metazoa; Nematoda; Chromadorea; Rhabditida; Rhabditidae.
AUGACACGCUUUUCGAAGAUAGAAGUGAAGCAUAUUGCGAAGGGAAACAACACAUUGUCGAUAGACGAAUACAGCGACCACAAUACCCUGAGCCUUUGGCUGUUUCCACCGCACGACUCUCUGGGUUUGGAAUACCAUAAACGUGCCGGUCCGGAAGGUCACGCGAGAAACUACGAAGCCCAGUUGCCAUUUGCAUCGCCCGCGCUGAUGUUCGAAUUUGUGAAUCGGUUCUUGCGGCUCCUGCCUCCACAGAAUUGCGAAUUCAGCGAGUUCCCGCUGACGCCUCAUGAGGAACAAAUUCGCCCCUUUGACACCUUGGACAUCUUCCAACUACCAUUCUCCGCUAACUACUCGUGCCAAGGGCCUGGUGAAAUGGUCGCACGGCUGAAGGCCACCCGACUGCUAUCGAGGCAACCAGAUCAGAUGAAGUUAGUGUUCGGCAACGGGUGCCAGAUAGAACCUGAACCCGAGGACGGAAGCCCCGGCUAUGGUCGUGUUUUGGAAGAGGUGUUACACAUCCCGCGUGUCAACUUCAGCCUAUUAUACUGGAGAACCGAUGCCUGGGAAGAAGCUAUUGAUACGCUGCUGGUGUUGCUUGACGCGGCACUGGUAAAGCACCGCCCAAUCGGCGAAGCGGCUCGCCUCUUGCACAUUUCCAUCGAGUUCCCCUCGUUUGACCUGCCAGAUUUGUUGGCAAAAUUCAAGCUUCCCGACCGACUGUUCGCCUACCUUCAGCGCCCAGAUAUUCCCAGCCGUGGCGUUGUGCAAAUUUUGUCGUGCGAUGAUACAACUGUUCCCGGCAUCAGGUUUGUCCAGUUUCUGGUGACAGUCGCCCAAAACUACGCUGGCGGCACCGCGCAGAUGUUUGCGGAGCGACCAUCACAACAGCACAAUGACGACGAAGAAUAUGUGCUGGAGUGGCCAACUGGUGGAAAC